UGUUUCCAUUACCUCGAGAAUCUUUUAAUUACAUACACGCUACUCGUGGAAUAAAUAUAUGAAUUCAGUCUGUUUAAAACAGCUGACUAUCAAUUACCCUAACUUUAGCUACAGUCGCUUGGAUAAAUAUACAUUUGUUAACAUUAACUAGCUUGACGUCGGUAGUUAGCUAUAUUGCUAGUACCACAAAACACUUCUGUUUAGCUAGCUAACAUUCUAGGUUAAGCAAUCGGGCUCAAACUAGACUAUAAUUUGCUGAGUAUUCGUUCAGUUUGCUUAUUAACUAGCUGACCAGUUAGGUAAAGAUUCGUUACUACCCAGCUACCACAAUGGAUACUUACCAUGUGUUGGAGAUGAUAGGAGAAGGGUCGUUUGGGCGUGUCUACAAAGGACGCAAGAAGUUCAGUGGCCAGGUUGUGGCCCUCAAGUUCAUUCCGAAGGUGGGCCGGUCAGAGAAGGAACUGCGUAGUCUGAAGAGAGAGAUUGACAUCAUGAGAGGACUGAGACAUCCCAACAUUGUUCUGUUACUAGACAGCUUUGAGACUGAGAGAGAGGUUGUUGUUGUGACGGAGUAUGCAGAAGGAGAGCUUUUUCAAAUUCUGGAGGAUGAUGGAAAUUUGCCUGAAACACAGGUGCGUGAGAUAGCUUGCCAGCUUGUCUCGGCCUUGUACUAUUUGCAUUCUCAUCGUAUACUUCAUCGGGAUAUGAAACCACAGAACAUACUUUUGGGAAAAGGUGGAGUCGUGAAGCUGUGUGAUUUUGGGUUUGCCCGUGCCAUGAGUGUUUCCACGCUCGUUCUGACCUCCAUCAAGGGCACUCCUCUCUACAUGUCUCCAGAACUGGUGGAGGAGAAGCCGUACGACCACACAGCUGACCUGUGGUCCCUGGGGUGCAUCCUCUAUGAGCUGCACACCGGAGCACCGCCGUUCUACACCAACUCCAUCUUUCAGCUGGUUCAGCUGAUUGUCAAAGAUCCAGUCAAGUGGCCAGAAACCAUGAGCCAGGCCUGCACGAAUUUCCUAAAAGGCUUGCUGACAAAAGACCCCCAGAAGAGACUGUCUUGGCCAGACCUCUUAGAGCAUCCAUUCGUAGCUGAUGGAGUUUUAGUUUUAUCAGACAGCAGCUCUGACAGCCCCCUGACUGUGAUUCCUAGCCUGGACCAGCAGGCUCUGAAACUGAAGCAGACCAAGGAGAAAGCAGUGCCCCGCUGUGGCGAGGGCAAGUUAUUGCGCAAAGCCAUGGAGCUGAGAGGCAAAGACAAGGCCAGCAAACAGGAAUUUGCAACAAGUACGCAUUUGGGCGGUGAAAAGGGAGAUCGUUCUGACAAGGCACUUCUGAGAACUGCUGCAGAUGGAAGUGUGCCUUCUGAGGAUUGGUCAGCAUCAUCCCCAAAUAUUGUGGAUAAAGAUGCAGUGAAACCAUCAGUCAUUCUGUCCCUCCCAAACCACCCACAGCUAUCUAAGACCCGGGAAGACAGGAUGGGUCCCAUCAGCAGAGAUUAUGCACAAGAGUUUCCCUCUGUGGAAAUUGGGCCCAGACAGGUCCUGAAGCAGCAGCCCCUGGCCCGCUGUAGUCUGGGUUCUGUUAGGCUCGAGAAUGAGGAUAUUGAUAGUGAUGAGGAGUGGAUGCAUUUGGUCCAGACCACAAACCCAGAGAAUCAGACCUCUGUAGGCUUGGAUCAAGCUGUCUUGGAUCGUCUCAGGGAGAGGUUACUUGCUUCCAGAGCUCAGCUAUUGGAUGGUGUGCUGGAAGGGGCGUGUCGAAUCCGUCAGCCUCUGAAAGUGCUUAGCAACCUGCUGGCUCGGAAAGUGGAUGCGGAGGAGUCCAUGAGUAUGGCCCUGAAAAUGGAACUGCCUCACUUCCUGUUUGACCUGAUUGAGGAAAUCAUGGAGAAUUCAGUUGUGAAGCAACCGUGGUGUGUAGCAGUACUGGGAGACGUGAUUUCAGCACUGCUACUCUACUGGGAAAGACAUUAUAAGUGGGAAGCAGCUGGAAAAAGUUUAGAAGAACGUGCCAAGACCUUACUCGGUAUUCUUUUCCACCUUGACAUGGCUCCUAUCGUACCUCAGGCUGCAUCUGUGCUGGCCCUGUUCGUUUACCGUGGAGUUUCUGUGGAUAUUUGUGCUGACAAAUUCAUAGCCGCAAUGGAGGCUGCUCUGCACAGUUCGGUGGAGAACCGUAUCUGUCUACCUGAAGGCUGGGGACUUUGGGAUGGCCUCCUGGCACUGCUCCUUCAGGCUGUUUCUGAGCGUGAAAAUUGCUCAGUCUCAGAGUUUCUGGAUUCUAGCCUCUGGCAGCUCCUCUGGUUCAGAGUUGGUGUUACAUUGGAGGAGAUGCCACCCAACAAGGAUUUUUUAUCACUCAGUGGUCUGCAAAUCUUUCUUUCCCUGGCUCUGUUUGUCUUCAUCAGACAGCCAUACAGCUGCGUUCCUCUGUUUUCCAAUAGUAACACAAAAUCCCUGCCUGCCCUAAGCCACCUCCUCACAGCUGAUUGUGCCUCAGAGAAGGAAAUGGCCACAGAAGAGACAUUAUCACACCCGUGGAGUGACCCAAGCCCAAACAGCCUAUCAAUGAUGAGCUGCCACCUGCUGUGCUUCCCAUUCGCCCUUGAGGUGCCUGAUGAAACAAUGGCGAAAAUCCUCCAAUCAUAUCACAGUUGUGACAUUGUCUCACGUCUGCAGCAGCUUGUACUGGUUCUCCCUCUCUGUCUGCUGGAGCUCCCCCUGUCUCUGCUCUGCCACCUCCUGCUCUACGACCCUGGGCGCUCGGUCCCUUGCUUCGCCUCCGCCACGGAGGCCUGCGGCUUCUUCCUGCCGCCCGGGGGACAGGACGACGACGGCGACAAGCCCCAGAGCACCAGCGAGCGGGGAGGCGGCGAGACUGGCCCGACGCCGGGCCUGACGCCGGGCCGGACGGCCAGCUCCCUCCUGGCCGCCUUCCUGCAGUCGGAGGCGCUGUCCGGCUCGGCGGUGGAGCUCCUCUCGCUGGUCUCCCAGACGGCCCGCUUCUCGCUCCUCCCGCCCUUUUCCGUCCUCUACGUGGACCCGUCCCUGCUGAGGUCGGCCCUUGCCCACCCAGACGACCGGGUGAGGGCCGCCGCCUGCAGCCUGCUGGGAAACGUCAACCCGCUGGUGCCCCGCUGCGACCCGCUGCUGCUGCCGCUCUUCCAGGACGCGAGCGGCCUGCUGCACGACCCCAGCCUGGCCGUGCGGAGGGCCGCCUGCCGGGCCGUGGGCAACUGGCUGGGGCUCGUGGCUCAAGCCUGCUCCCGCGACGGCUCUGAGCCCGCUAAAGAAGGCGGCGGUUGUUUUACUGUCGAAGGGAAGGUGAACGUGGAUAAGAAAAGGCCGUCCGCCGUGCCAGGCCGAGAGCAUCCGGCCGCACAGUCAAAGGCUUGCGGUAAGCAGGAGGUCGGUCGGUGGACGGAGUCUGCGCAGGAGGCGGCCCCGGUCCUGCUGCCCCUCCUCAGGGAUCCGGACCCUCUGAUUCGCCGACACUGCUGCGCUGCUCUGGGAAACAUGGCGGGCAUCAGAGGGGGAGGAGCCUCGCUGCUGCAGUGUGACGCCCCCAGCCUGCUCCUCCAGGUCGCCUGUGUGGACUCCCAGAAUGCCGUGCGGCAGGCAGCUCUCACCAGCCUCUGCCUCUUCAGUCAGCAGGAGCUACUGCGGCAGGCUCUGCUGUCUAUGGACGUUGAGGAGAAACUGCAACACAUUUCCCAGUACACAUCUUCAGCAUGUCAGUACAACAGACUGAUGAACAAACUCCGGCCCCAGUGAGCUCACAGCGGAGGCAAGCUCCUCAUUCAGUUGUCAGAUUAGAAGUGCUCAGAUGACCAUCUCUGACCUCCAUUCCAGGGGUAUUGGAGACACUAAUGCGUGGAUGACUAAGACACUCUGGACCAUGCAGUCCUACCGCCUUAUGUUUUGUAUUCAGAUGUGUGACAAGUUUAAACAGAUGUACAUUUUUUCCAAUGCGUACAACCCAUUGCCGAGAUUCACUAACUCAUUACAUUUUAUUAGUAUGCUAAAACAUGUCCUGCCUACUUUUUACUCUGAGACCAAUUACUUUGUGAUGAGAUUGGGCCUGAUAUGAUGGAACCGUUUUGUGAAAAUGUGGGAAGUGUUUUAUUGUAUUUAUAGGUUGAAACUCUGUGUUCUUAAGAAUAAACCGUUGUUUUCUCA
This is a messenger RNA of Anguilla rostrata (American eel), 4181 nucleotides long. RefSeq names its product serine/threonine kinase 36 (fused homolog, Drosophila) (gene stk36). Gene Ontology annotation, molecular function: ATP binding; protein binding; protein kinase activity. Gene Ontology annotation, biological process: protein phosphorylation. NCBI's taxonomy places the organism in Eukaryota, Metazoa, Chordata, Actinopteri, Anguilliformes, Anguillidae. Gene Ontology annotation, cellular component: cytoplasm. Bases 330 to 3776 code for a protein of 1148 amino acids. The record is from RefSeq and is a predicted model, not a curated record. The transcript has 21 exons.